GCUUGUUGUCGACAUCACUAUGAUUCAAAAUAUUUGUUAUCAUCAUGACUAUAACUAUUCCAACACUACGACUGUCGUUAGUAAUAUUGGUUAUCAUCAGUUGCAUAGCGGUGAUUUUAUUGUGAAUGUGUGACAGAGAGCAACAGUCAGCAGAUUAAGGCGGUGCCGUGUCACCAUCCUUAUAACUCUUCGCUGCACUUCAUUCCGAGAUAGCGGUUGAAGUGUCGUUUGUGUCUUACCUGAAGACAACGUCAAACACAGGUGCUGCACGUGAACCACUGAACCAGUUUAAGGUUUCCAAACGAAGCAGAUACUGGAAUGGCACCAAUUUUGUAUGACACAGAACCACAACCUGGAGAUUUAAUAGAAAUCUUCCGUGGGCUCUACCAGCACUGGGCUGUGUACAUCGGAAAGGGCUACGUUAUUCACUUGGCACCACCCUGUGAGGUUGCAGGAGCAGGUGCCAGCAGUUUUAUGUCCGUCACCUGUGAUAAGGCCAUAGUGAAGAGAGAGCGGCUGUGGGAUGUGGUGGGAACCGACAAAUGGCAAAUAAACAACAUUCUCGAUGACAAGCGUGAGCCCCGCCGAGCUCCUGUCAUUGUGGAGGAGGCCAAGGCGCUGGUGGGCAGCGUGCAGCCAUACAGCCUCCGUUGUCAGAACUGUGAGCACUUUGCCACUGAGCUGCGCUAUGGCAAGGCAGAGUCCCGCCAGGUUCGUGGUGCACAAAAUAUGCUCAUAGCCGCUGGCACGGCAGCGGUCGUGGGUCUUGGAGCUGCAGCUUUCAUACGACAUCUGUCGGGACGCAGCAAACACACCGAGGAGGACUCGGACUCGGACUGAUCAAAGUCUGGAUUCACCUGUUUUGUUUUUGAAAUUAUUAUUUUUUGGAUAAUAUAAUCACUUAAAUGUGGGAAUUAUUAUUGUAGAUUAAAUUGAUUGAGCCCUCUGUAUUUACAUUGGGGGCAAGUUCUCAUCAUGUUUGUAAUGGUCAAACUAAACACCUUUUGAGAUAGAUAGUUGCUUAAUUCUACACACAGUGCCUUUAGCAGAUCACCAGCAGCCCAUCGAUCUGAAUCACAUGCUGCGUGCACAGUUAAUAGGCAAGUGAGUAUUUUGAGCUUAUUGUCAAUUCUAUGCUUGUUUUCCAACUCCAAGCUAUAUGAACUUGAAAGCUAAUUGGAUUUAAACAUUAUCAGGUGGUGUGUAUUUGUGUGAUGAGCCCGUGCCUGGAACACUAAUGCACAAGGACUGGUAUGGGCUGCUAUCAUUAAGGAUGAACUAGAUGUGCCUUGAAAUUCCUAAACCUACUGCCAGUUUUUAGGAGAUACUUCCUUGAAGCAAUGGUACGGGAAAAAGUUUGUGUCAUUUACGAAGGCCAUGAUUUUUAUGCGAGACAACACAGUUUGGAUUGACUGAGAGAACUGCAUUUGCUCAGGAAUACAACUUGCCUAUUAAUUGUGCAUGCAGUGUAUAACACUACCUAUUUUGUAUUUAGUAUUUUAGUCAUAUUUAUAUGGAGAAUGAUCACACUAUUUAACUAUUAGGAAAAGCACUGACCUACACACUACUUCACACUAACUCCAAUAACAAAGACUCCAAGGUCAUAGGUUUUGGAAGGGAAAUGCAACAAAAUAACUGAUGAAAAUGUGAUGAAAUUGUCAGUACAAGAAAGCCAUGUAACUACAUGUCGUGUUACUUUGUUACCUCCUGACGCUUAACUGUUUGUAUGUGGUUGGAAUAAAAUACUACGUCUGUGUAA
Molecule: messenger RNA, 1759 nt
Organism: Solea solea (common sole)
Lineage: Eukaryota; Metazoa; Chordata; Actinopteri; Pleuronectiformes; Soleidae
Product: phospholipase A and acyltransferase 3-like
Exons: 6
Coding region: 319-840 (173 amino acids)
Biological process (GO): N-acylphosphatidylethanolamine metabolic process
Cellular component (GO): cytoplasm
Molecular function (GO): A2-type glycerophospholipase activity; glycerophospholipid phospholipase A1 activity
Source: RefSeq, a predicted model, not a curated record